Messenger RNA from Eruca vesicaria subsp. sativa (arugula), 522 nucleotides. The record is from the annotation of a GenBank genome assembly. NCBI's taxonomy places the organism in Eukaryota, Viridiplantae, Streptophyta, Magnoliopsida, Brassicales, Brassicaceae.
AUGGGAGAGGGGGAGGAGAAGAAGAAGAGUGGAUGCUUUAAUGUUGUAAUAGUUUUAUGUAUAUUUUUGAUCGUGGGAUUAGAUAUCUUCGCGGGUUUUAUGGCAAUGCAAGCCGAAGUCGCCCAAGAAGCGGUGAAACACACGAGGCUGUGGUUAGUCGAGUGUAAAUCUCCAAGCCAAAGAGCUUUCGUGUUAGGGAUAAUAGCAUUAGGAUGUUUGGUAGCAGCUCAUAUCAUCGCCAUUAUGAUAGGAUGCAGUAUCUCCAAUAUGCUCAAACUACUUGUCGUACCUAAGAUCAGUGGAUACAUCAACAUGGCCUGUCUUUCUCUCACUUGGAUGGUAGCAACUGCAGGAGCGGUGAUACUUACGAUGGGCAUAUGGACGAACAGAGAGUCAAGAUCAAAAUGUGGAUUCACAAACAAAAAUAUUCUGUCUUUAGGAAGCAAAGUGUGUUUCCUUCAUGCCAUUGUCUCUGUCGUUUUGUAUCUAACAACUAUCGUCUCUAAGAAAUGUUGUUUGUGA